Siniperca chuatsi (mandarin fish) is the source of this 4417-nucleotide messenger RNA. RefSeq names its product transmembrane protein 132D. Bases 485 to 3895 code for a protein of 1136 amino acids. Lineage: Eukaryota; Metazoa; Chordata; Actinopteri; Centrarchiformes; Sinipercidae. The record is from RefSeq and is a predicted model, not a curated record. The transcript is spliced from 9 exons.
GAACAGUGACGGAUGAUGAGUUUAGUGCCCUGAGGAUUGCGCACAAGACAGUCAGUGAUCUGCUAACAGCCGUUUAACACCGCAGAGCCCCAGCCGCGGCUGCAGACUGGGAAACCGACUCAGUCUGGAGGACUUGUUGAGAUAAUUCGCUUAAAGUAGUAAUAUUGACCGAAACGGAACACUCUCCAUCACACAGUUUCAGCUCAAGACUCCCACAUCCUCUGACCCGACAUAAAGUCUUCAGGAGCGACAUCUCCAGGAUCGUUACGCACAACUUUUACGCAUAACAGGAGACCUGCCGACGAACAGAUCUCAAUGCGCUGUUACCUGCAGCACGGACUACACUACAAUUUAUACUCCCACAGGUGUGAUUAUGUUAAGUGUGCGAACUGCAGAAAUGGAUGAAACGAUCCGCUUCAUACUCUGCUGAAACAAGACCGAACCACACACAGGAACUUGUCUGGAACAGCGAGCGAGUGCCAAAAUGAGCUUUUACUACCACAGCUGGAGGAUCUUACAGAUAUUCUUUGCAAUAAUUACAGCAGUUCUCGCACAAGAUUUGAGCAGUAAAGAGCUGACCGACAAUAAGAGCCCUGUGCCUUUCCCUGCCUUCUUGCCGGUCAACUACGAGGUGCGAGAUGCUGACUACCUCCUCUUAAAGGAGGCUGGGCAGGACUUCAUGAGGAACUCCAGCAUGCAGAGUCACACACAGCCCUUUGUUAUCUUAAGAGCCAGCCGCCAGCCAGCUGUCAACGCCAGCUACAGCACUAUGUCCACAGAGCAGCUUGUGCCUCUAGACCUGGUCCAGUCUGUGCAGCUUUUUAACGCUCCAGAGGUCUUUACUUUUAACUGGAAAAUCCAGGCCUUCGUGCUCACGCCUCGGGUUUUCUCCUCCAAACCCAAAGUGCGGGUGCUCUUCUAUGUUGCGGGGAGGGACUGGAGCAGGGGAGAAGGAACUGUGGAUGAGCUACCAUGUGUGACAGUGUAUGCUUUCUGGCAGACCCAGGAGGUGAGGGGUUCCUGUGCCAUGGGAGGCGAGAGGGGAACCUGCAUGGCUGAGCUGGCUCCUGUGCCUGGUUGGUUUGCUCCGGGGUCAGAGGGCACCAGCAGAGAGAGGCAGGACCCAUCUGCUGGGAACCCUGUGGAGCUGUACUACCAGGCACAGCCCAAAGUCAAUGGGAAGUGUAAUUUUGUGGAUGGAAGUCAAUGGGGUGGCUCACAGCAGCAGGCAGAGUAUGUUCCUGUCACUCCCAUGCAGAGAAUUGGCAGCGUACGUCUUCUGCAGGUGCCUAAAGGAAUGGCAACACUUUCUCGGCUCAAGCUUGGUAAUGCCAUUGUCAUACGGACAACCUCCAAACCCCUGAAGAAGACUGACAUUGCUACCUUCUACAUACUCAUGGCCAGCUCUGCUCAGCUGACUAACUUCACUCUCAGAGCAACAAUAAAGAAAGGUGUGACCUUUCGAACAGCGACACCCAGUAACUCUUUACUGUGGGACAUCACUCUGGAUAUGGGUGCAGAUGGAGCCAUCACUGUUAUUUGUCAGAGGAAGGCUCCCAUACCUGGGAAAAGGCUUGAGAGCAGUCUGCUGGAGGUGCUUCAGAUGGAUUUUGAAGUGGAGGAGCUGAGCAGUCCUCUCGACAGUCAGGUGAUCAUAUGGAAGCUGGAACUACCAUCUGCAUCCAAAACCAAAAAUGUAGCCAAGACUGAAGGAGCCAUGAGGAUCUAUACUACUCAGAGAGACUUUGUUGGCCUGGCCCCUCUUGUAAUGGACACAGAGAUCCUGAAUACAGCUGUUCUGACUGGAAAGAAGGUGGUGAUGCCUGUGAGGACAGUAGCUGUGGAAGAAGAUGGAGUAGUCACUGAUGUGUCUGACUACACAGACUGUAGCUCCACUGAUGAAGAUGUACUCAAGGUGUCGGACAGGUGCGACUAUGUUUUCGUGAAUGGCAAAGAGACGAAGGGAAAGGUGAAGAUGAUGGUGAACUUUACCUACAGCUACCUGAGUGCUCAGCUCGAACUGAACGUGUGGAUGCCCCGACUCCCCCUUCAGAUUGAGGUGUCAGACACAGAGCUGAGCCAGAUCAAAGGCUGGAGGGUACCCAUACUAACAUCAAAAAGAGCUGGCUGGAACAGUGAAGAAGACGACAGGAAGGGCAAGGGCUGCAUGCUGCAGUUUCAGCACGCCCUGGUGCGGGUGCUAACUCACUUCGUGGCAGAGCAGGCGGACCCUAGGGAUCCGAAGGCCUAUUUCCUGGGCUCCGAUUGGCAGGUGGAUGUCACAAGGCUGGUUCGAUACUUCAUGAAGGUGGAGGACCCUCGGGUGGCAAGGCUGCAGACAGGAAGGGUGCUGUCAGGACGAGACCUUGGGACCACCACCAUCCAGGUGUUUUCGCCACUGUCUGAUGCAAUCUUGGCUAAAACAACUAUCAAAGUCAUGGAUGACAAAGUGACCAUCACAGAGUUGGGGGUCCAGCUGGUCACAGGCCUCUCCAUGACUUUACAGCUCAGUCCUGGAAGCAAUAGGGCCAUCCUGGCAACCACAACCACACAGGAGGUUCUGCAAAGUCCCAAACAGGAAGCUUUGGUCAGCGCGUUGGUGCAGUUCAGUGAUGGCAACCAGACGCCUCUUGACAUUUAUGAUCCUGCUUACUACCGAGUGACGGUGACAUCUCUAGAUCAGGGGGUGGUGUCAGUGCAGGGCACGCCUUCGGCUGUGGUGGCAGAGGGUGAGGGUGAGGGAGUCCUGAUCAGAGUAGAGAUGUCCAUCUGUGAGGCCUGCCAGAAGUCCAAACGCAAAAGCACUGUGGCUGUGGGCAAUGGUAGCCUCAAGGUUAUGUUUCAGGUGAACAGCCGGCACCCAGACAGCAAUACCAGCAGCAUCGACAGCAGCACUGUUAGCAGCAAGGACAACGGCAAUGACUAUGGGAACGAUGGGGAAGAGGUAGACAGCGAGAGGAAGCAGUCCCAGGAUCCUCCACCGCGCAGCUCAAUCACAGACAGAGAGGAGAGAGCCAUGCAGAAGAUCACAACCACAAUCAAAUCUACAGAACGAACCUUCAUGACCAGUGGCAGCCUCGGAGGAGUGGGUAAGACUAGCAAUUCAGGAAACCCCAGCAGUCCUACCAACAUGGUGAAGAUCAGCAUGAUGAGCAGCCCCAGUGACAGCAAAGCAUAUGGCUCAAACAAUAUGAUAGUGGAGGAUAUGAGCACUGUUAGUUUUACUAGCACUGUGAAGGCCCCUGGGAACCUGGUAAACUAUAACAACUUCCCCACCAAGGUGGAGGUACCUGGGCAGGAGAUAGCAGAGGUAGAAAUUGGUGGGGAAGAAAUGUUGGACAACAGGCCGCUCACAGACUUGGAGAUUGGCAUGUAUGCUCUGUUGAGCGUCUUUUGCCUGGCCAUCCUGGUUUUUUUGGUUAAUUGUAUCUCAUAUGUUGUUAAGUUCAGGCACAAGAAGCCUCCUUCUCAUGGUCAGGAGCCCACUGGGCACAGGCAUGACUGGGUAUGGCUCGGCACAGACGCUGAGCUGGUGAUGAGCGUGCCAGGCAGUCCUGUCCAGCAAGACUCCCAGACUACAACCACUGUCAUAGACAUUGGGCCGGAUAAGACUGCCUCUCUGUCCAGAAGACCCAGUUGCCUGGCCUCUGUUACAGACUCACCCCUCAGCUGCGUGGGCUCCCUCAGGAGCAAACCUAUGCACACCGAGUCCCUCCAUUCACCCACCAGCAAGAGGAAGAGAGUCCAGUUCACCACCUUCUCUACUCUGGAGCGCCAGCAUUUGCCACAUCUCCCGUCCAGGGAGAACGGCCAUGGCAUCCACUGGGUUGGGAAGGAGGACAGUUGUGAGGAGGAACCCCAAGUGACCAUUACAGAGCCUGGGGACCAAUUAUAAUACAGAACCUGAUCAGACCUCACACGUACAGUAGAUGUGGCUUUGAUCACCUCAAUGCCUUUGUUAACUCUAAUAACUCUCUAGAAUAUGUGAUUUUGGAACUGCCCUCUACAUUUUCAAGGCCUUUUACAUGUACAUGUACUGUAUAUUAUUAUUAAUAUCAAAGUGUGGAUGUGUAUGGUAAUGUUUCAGCUGGUUGACCAGAUGGACUCUCACACAAUGUUUAGAGCCACCAAAUGUUAAUGCUGCAUGUGGAUAUCUACUUCUCAAAAUUUUUGCACUCACAUGAUGGUAUAUACAAUACAAAUACUAAAAAAGUAUCCUAAAUAACAAAUACAAAAUAUUGAUUACCAGUUAUAAUACAGAACUCAGUCUGACAGAUAUAGGUUUCACCAAAAAUGUGGCUUUGAUUAAACAUAAUACUAAUUGAAAUGGGUGUUUUCUAUUAUGCAAUAUCCAAGACCUUUUUAAGUUGAUCUAAUUUUCAUUAGAUUUUUGUUUUCAUUAAAACACUAUGAUCUA